Molecule: messenger RNA, 1281 nt
Organism: Podarcis muralis (Common wall lizard)
Lineage: Eukaryota; Metazoa; Chordata; Lepidosauria; Squamata; Lacertidae
Source: RefSeq, a predicted model, not a curated record
UCGCUGACCACGGAGCCAAAGAAUUCGAAGCAUUUCUGGGAGUCAAGAUUAACAAGGCAUUUUUGCAGACAUGAGCUUUUGCGCGUUUCAGCUCCUUUCCUCUGAACAAAAGCAGGCUGUUUAAGUAGGCGUGGAAACUGGAGGAAAGCUAGGCGUGGAAUAGGAGCUUCCCAAAUGCCUUGCCUAGUUGGCAUGUUAGCAAAUAAGCAUGAGAAGCGGCUCUCUUUGGAGAAUGACUGGCCUGCUAGUCCCAGACAUCUGGAGGGGGCGGGCUGCUCCCAUCCCGGGGAGGAGCAAAGGAAAUUGAAGUUGCCUCCUAUCGCCGUAUCGGCUGCUUGUUUUCCUGCGGUUUUGCUCCGGGCGCCGGAGAAGCGUCACGUGGGCUCGAUCAUUUUCUGCCUCCUGCUUCGUCAUGGUAAGUGUUUUUGCCUUGACGCUUCUCAGUGUCGCAGUUUGCUGUUAACGGAUCGAACAUGGCAGCUGGAACCCUGGAGAGCCACUGAACUUAGGUGACUCAUCACAAGGUUCUGCCUCUCACCCUUCAGCGCUCAGGCGAGGUAUACUCAAAAGAGAUUCCUCCGGGCUUUUGUAUGCAUGAUGAACCUGGUUCAAACCAUGGCGUCUCCAGUUAAAAAGACUUAUGGCGGUGCUGGGAAAGACCUUCGUGAGAUACCUCGGUGAGCUGCUGCCAGUCAGAUCCUGCAGAACUGGAGUGCAAGGACCAAAGGGAACAUACAGUCUUCUGCAGCCAAAGGUUGAGAGCUGCUGUACUCAGCAUGGAAAGAUCCCAAGAUGGCAGAAGAUAUCACAGAUAGAGCCACUGUCAACAGUGAACUGAUGACUCCUGAGAUACCUGCUGCAAGGGAAGCAGGGAAUGCUGUUUUCAUCCCAAAGUGCAUUAAAGACAAAAAAUAUACAUUAGCAGCUGUUGCCGUCAUCACAGCUUUGGUCAUUACUAUAAUCGCAUUGGCUGGAAGGAUUCGAGACUGCCAGGACCAGAGGUUUACCGAAGACUGGACUAAAUUUAUAGAGUAUUUGAAAUUUAAAAAGCCACAGCCCUGUCCGCUGUGUCCUCCCCCUGUCGAUGCUGCCUGCCCAGAUCGCUGGGUUGGGUACCUAGGGAAAUGCUAUUAUAAAUCAGAAGACAAAAGGAACUGGAGCGACAGUGAAUCUAGAUGUUCCUUCCUUGGUGCCUCUUUGGCUGUGAUUGAUACCAAGCCGGAUCUGGUAAGGAACAAGUAUGUAUCCUCACUUGUGGGCUCAUCGCCGGAAGCAAACAAG